AUGGAAGGAAGUGAUGAGACAGAAUGUUCUAGAACAAGCCUUUGCGAGGAAAACGAUGAGGAGGAGGAAGCAAGCAACAAGUCAAGCUAUAGCAGAGAGAAGAAGCCGCCAACGAUUAGGCCUUACGUCCGAUCGAAAACGCCGCGGCUGCGGUGGACGCCCGAUCUUCAUCGCCGCUUUCUGCAAGCUGUGGAAACACUUGGUGGAUUGGACAGAGCUACACCAAAAUUAGUGCUUCAAUUCAUGAAUAUGAGAGAGCUAAAUAUUGCUCAUGUCAAGAGCCAUUUACAGAUGUACAGAAGCAAGCAGAUUGAUGAGCACAGUUAUCAAGGUCGAGGGAUGUCUGAUAAUGGGUUCUUUUUAGGAGCAGUAGAACACCAGAAUAUGUUCAAUCUAAGACAGCUCCCACUUCUUCCUAGUUUUCAUCAAAGGCGUCUUUCUAUCUUUAGCCAUAACUACAGGUCACAGAUUAAUCUAGAUUUUGGCCCUAGGCGAAAAGAAGAAGAUAUGAAAGAGGAAUUUGGGUUAUUGCAUAAGCUAGAUGAUCAUAUUUAUUUCACCUCUUCAAACCUUGCACAACAUAGAGUUGAUCAUGAGCAAAUGACAUGUUUGGAGCGGCGAGAGAGUGGGAUGAAAAGGAAGGAGCUCGAUUUGAAUCUAUCCCUCGGGAAAGAAUCAAGAAACGAUGUUCGCCAAAGUAGUAUUUCAUCUCCUAAUUCGGUGUUGAUUUAUAAGAAGCUGAAACAAGAUUUUGGUAAUGCAAGAGGAUCGAGUACACUUGAUCUGACUCUAUGAAUUGAAUUUAGGCAAUUCUAAGUGAGAUUUUGAGGUACUCAUUUCUAUGUAUUAAUUCACAAUGUAUUUUGUCAUUUUCAUUGUUGUCAUGUACCAUGAAGAUAAGGCAAAUAUGUUUCAUUUAUUUGGAUGGCCUUUGUACUAGAAUUCGUGCCUUGAUGUUGAAAUGAAUAUUGGUGAAAGAUAUAGAUAUAUAUGUCGUUAACUUAAUUAUACUCUUGAUCGUAUUUUGAUCUUAUGAUUCAUUAAUUUCAAUAGUUGUAUAUGAUACUUUUUUGGUGUGACACCGACAAAAAGCACUAGGUUUGCUAUUUGUAUAAUUUCUAGAUUUUGGAAAACAACAUGCAUGCAUAGAUAGCCCUAAGGCCCUACCUUCGAUCCCCUUCCUCUGUUCCUUUCUGUGUAUAUAUUUUACAAUUUAAUUAGUUUGUAUGCUAUGUAUGAAUCUAUUGAAAUUAAUAUUAAUUCGUCUAUCUAAUUGGUAUAGUCUCGACGAGCUCGUAAUUACAAAAAUUAAUUCUCUAAGGUGCGUUCUCUUUGUUGUAAAUUUAUGAAGAAUAAAAAGAAUAAAUUUAUAAUAUUAUCACGUUUUAAUUAGUAAUCCUCACCCUUUUUAUCCCAUAUUCUUUAGGGUGACAAAAAAGUUUAUCCCACAUAUUUUAGAUGGGAAAAUAUUAUCAUAUCAACAUCUCAUGAUAAUAUUAUUAUGAACUGAAGUGAAAAAAAGAAGGCAAAAGGAUUGCUCAAAUUCUUUUUCCAUCUUAUAUAUCUGAAAAAAAAAAUAUUUAAGUUGAAAAUAUAUAUUUCCAACCUCACGCUAUAGAAUAUGUAAAAAGUGAAGAAAACAUGAAAAUAUAUAUUUCCAACCUUUUUCAUCAAAAAUAAUGCAACCUAAGUUGUUAAAGAUCAAAAGGUCUUUAAUGCCUAAAGGCCAAAGGUCUUGGGUUCGAGUCCCCUGUGGCGCAGCCUUUAAAUUUCUUUAUUUAUUGUUAAAUUAUCAAAAAAAAAAUUGUCGACUUAACUCAAUUCCAAAUGUUUUCCUCUUUCUACUUCUCCUUGUGAUGAUACAAAAUUAACGAAUUAUAAUGGCUUGAAUUCGUAGUUAUGAAUGGAACCACAAUUCAGCUUACAUAUAGUGCUAUUUAGUAACUAUAGUAAAUAUGAUAUGUUAAGGGAAAAAGGAAAAAGGAGUUAUUCUGGAAAUUGAAGAUUAGCCCGAGCAAGUUGGAAAAGAAAAAGAAAAAGAAAAAAAAACAAAGAGUUGGAACCGACAUAACUAUGAAAUUUUAAAACAGCUGUCUAUUAACAAAAUUCAGCUUAAAAUUUUAAGCUGCGGGGGAAUAUUUAUUUGUUUAUAAUAAUAAAAAAAAAAUGACAUAUUUGCUGCGAGAUCUAAAUUUGAAGUUACAUUAAUUACUAAAUGUCAUGUUAUAGUUCUUCAAAAAAAUGUCAUGUCUAGCUAAGUAUUCGUAAAUACAUAAUACUCCUCGAAAAUAAAUAGUAGUAUUACCAAAAUAUUAACUGUUCUGGAAUCUUGAAAACAUCAAUUUCAUUGCGUAGCUAGGUAGAUCCAAUAUAUAUUCCAUCUUUUUUUCUUUCUGUUUGUGUAUAACAUACUCCCAAAUAGUACGAAUAUGAUAAAAAUGACCAGACAGAGAGAGGGGGAGGGGGGGUGGUGACAGAGAUAGUUAAUGCCUAACUUGGUAAAAUAUCUAAUUAGCAUAAGCUAAUAAUAUUCUUGUAAAUAUUGAUCUCUUCAUUAUCUAAUUCUUACCCAAAAUGCAGCAAUAAACGGACCUGCUUAGUUUCUAUCUACUUUUCUUUUACUUCCAUCGCUUUCCCUACCCGGAUUCCAGAUUUCUAGCUAAUUUGGAUUUUUUUUUUUUUAAGAGAAUUUGGAUAUUAUUUCGAAACAGAAAAACUAGAGUAAAUAAAAAAUCCGAAAUAAUCUGGAACCAUUAGAGCUAGUGCAGAUAUUUCUACUCGUAAAACAAAUUAGAUACUCGUGAAUGAGAAGAAUUGUGAAAUAAUACUAGCAACAAAACUUAACGGACAUACGCUACGCUUUACUUCUCCGGCGGCUUGCGCGAGCAGAAACGACGCCGUAUGCACUGAAAGAAGAGGGCGACGACGAGAAAGGCACCCAAAAGCGUGAUUAGCACAAGCAUGGUAACUUUUCCACCCACAGCAAAGUCGCUGCUUUCCUUCGCCGAUAACAAUGAUAUUUCCGGCGACAGCGACGGUGACGAAGACAAACUCAUACUAGAAUGGCGCUUUCAGCACUUUAAUGACACAGAAUUUUCCGAGGAGAGGUAUGCGCCUCCUCACUCUCUCUCUCUCUCUCUUUCUCUCUGUCUCU
Messenger RNA from Salvia miltiorrhiza (redroot sage), 3154 nucleotides. RefSeq names its product transcription repressor KAN1-like. The transcript has 5 exons. The coding region runs from base 1 to 795 and encodes 264 amino acids. The record is from RefSeq and is a predicted model, not a curated record. NCBI's taxonomy places the organism in Eukaryota, Viridiplantae, Streptophyta, Magnoliopsida, Lamiales, Lamiaceae. Gene Ontology annotation, molecular function: DNA binding; DNA-binding transcription factor activity.